This is a messenger RNA of Cyclopterus lumpus (lumpfish), 1185 nucleotides long. RefSeq names its product laminin subunit alpha-4-like. Lineage: Eukaryota; Metazoa; Chordata; Actinopteri; Perciformes; Cyclopteridae. The transcript has 9 exons. The coding region runs from base 58 to 1185 and encodes 375 amino acids. The record is from RefSeq and is a predicted model, not a curated record.
CUCUGAAGGGCUCUCUGAAACGUGAAGGCCCAGAACUCCCACAUCGACCUGAAGAGGAUGAAGCUCUCCGGAGUCAGUUUCGGUUGUGACAGUGACCUGCUGGACGGAGUGUUCCAGGUGUUUUUGCAUGAAGGCCAUGUUGUAGUGAGAGCUGGCAACAGUGAGAUUAAGACGCAGAAGACGUACAACGAUGACAACAGCCACUACAUUGCUCUCUACAACAACAUCAACUGGAUGCGUCUGUACAUGGACGACGUGCUGGAGAAACUAAACGAGGGCCUCCGGCUGAACAGCAGAGGGCGCAGUUUGACGACCAAGGAGGGAAGCACCUUCCUGGGAGGAAUGUCCAACCAAACCCUCUCUAAUCUCACUGGAUGUAUCAGCAAUGUUUUCAUCAAGAGUGUAAAGGAUUCUCAGACGGUGUUGAACCUGCUGAAAGUAAAAGAAAACGUCAACGUUCCUCUUGACUGUCCUGCUGCCAAAAAACCUCAGCAGAUCGUUGCUGCCCAGCCCAAACACAGCAACAAACCCAGGGGAAAGCACAGGAAGCCAUCUGGGUCUCGCAGCCGUAACACCAGGGAGUCCUGUCAGGGGGAGCUGUCAGACCAGGAGGCCGGAGCGACGCACUUCAGCGGCUCCACACACAGCUACCGGAGAUACAACUCUCUGCCCAGCUCACUCAGCUCAAUGCCUCAGAUUUCCAUGGUGUUGAGGAUCAACUCCUCUGAUGGUUUGGUGCUGUACGCAGCUGGUGGGCAGCGCAGUGUGGCCGUGAUGUCACUCAGCGUGUCAGACGGCCACCUGUUGCUUUUGUUGGACGGCGGAAAGAGGAAGGUCAGCAUGCGGAGCCGCAAGAAGUACAACGACAACCAGUGGCACACGGUGUUUAUAAAACGCGAAGGCGAGAAGAUCAGCCUUAUAGUGGACGGUAUCAGUGCUCAGUCUAAGAGAAUCCCUGGAGGAGACCGGACUCGUCUCGCUGGGCCUUUAUAUGUUGGAGGAGUCCCGGCCUCACUGACGGCUCCAGGCUCUGGUGGCUUCGUCGGUUGUGUCAGGGACCUGACGCUAAACGAAGCCCUUGCAAAAAGUCCCACUCAUAGUCAGGGGACGGUGCAUUGCUUCCAGAGUCCUCUCCAGCCCAGAGCGUAUUUCUCUGGCCAGGGAGGACACAUGGCAAUAGCAUGA